Molecule: messenger RNA, 1107 nt
Organism: Penicillium chermesinum
Lineage: Eukaryota; Fungi; Ascomycota; Eurotiomycetes; Eurotiales; Aspergillaceae
Exons: 5
Coding region: 1-1107 (368 amino acids)
Biological process (GO): cellular response to iron ion starvation; reductive iron assimilation
Cellular component (GO): high-affinity iron permease complex
Molecular function (GO): copper ion binding; ferroxidase activity
Source: RefSeq, a predicted model, not a curated record
AUGGCAAUCAUCAGAGGCCCCUUGCUGUGGCUUUCAGCAUUGUUACUUUGCUCCCAGGGUGUCCGAGCAAAGACAGUGACGUACGACUUCAAUGUCUCUUGGGUGAAAGCUAAUCCCGACGGCCUCCAUGAGCGCGAUGUCGUGGGCAUCAACGGCCAAUGGCCCUUGCCAGUCAUUGAAGUGGACAAGGGCGACCGGAUUAUCGUGAAUAUGUACAACGGCCUCAACGACACGUCUACCAGUAUCCAUUGGCAUGGCAUGUUCCAAAAUGUGCCACAAAACGGUACCUACUGGUAUCAUUGUCAUACCGAUAGCUGCUAUCCUAAUGGAUACCGCCAGGCAUUGAUUGUCCAUGACAACGAUGCUUAUUUUAAAGAUAUGUAUGAUGAGGAAUAUACGAUUACCCUGAGCGACUGGUACCACAAGUUGAUGAAAGAUAUUAUGCCGAAUUUUAUCAAUCAGCCCAUCCCCGACGCUUUCUUGUUCAAUGAUACCCUCCGCAGCAAUUUGUCUGUGGAGCCCGGCAAAACGUACCUUCUGCGGCUCAUCAACAUUGGCGCAUUCGUCGCCCAGUACUUCUAUAUCGAGGACCACACAUUCCAGAUUGUAGAAGUCGACGGCGUCUAUGUCGAUGCGACUGAAGCAAGUACCCUCUAUAUUGCUGUUGCGCAACGCUAUUCGGUGCUCGUCACAAUGAAGAAUUCCACUGAGAAGAACUAUCCCAUUGUCACAGUUGCAGAUUCUGCGCUCUUGGACACCAUUCCUCCGAGCCUUCAAUUGAACAAUACCAACUGGCUCGAAUAUAACUCGUCUGCUGCCCACCCCGAGGCCGUCAUGAAAAUCGAUCUGACUGUCCAGAUGAUGAACCUUGGUAAUGGCGCUGGGUAUGCGUUUUUUAACAACAUCUCCUACACAAGGCCGAAGGUUCCUACACUGUACACCGUCCUAUCCGCCGGAGACUUGGCGACCGACUCUACUGUCUAUGGAGAAUACACCCAUCCCAUGGUUCUCGGACACAACGAUGUUGUGGAAGUUGUCUUGAACAAUGGCGACAGCGGAAGGUAUUUAUGGAACAUCCAUGACCAGAAAAAGCACACAGUUCGCUGA